Vicia villosa (hairy vetch) is the source of this 1150-nucleotide messenger RNA. RefSeq names its product vesicle transport v-SNARE 11-like. Bases 185 to 850 code for a protein of 221 amino acids. NCBI's taxonomy places the organism in Eukaryota, Viridiplantae, Streptophyta, Magnoliopsida, Fabales, Fabaceae. Gene Ontology annotation, molecular function: SNARE binding; SNAP receptor activity. The record is from RefSeq and is a predicted model, not a curated record. Gene Ontology annotation, cellular component: ER to Golgi transport vesicle membrane; late endosome membrane; SNARE complex. Gene Ontology annotation, biological process: vesicle-mediated transport; vesicle fusion; intracellular protein transport. The transcript has 6 exons.
ACCAUUUUGUUUCGUCCUCACUGAUUCAACCCGCAGUGUCGUUUAAUACUUCACACAAACACGAAACGCACUCAAUUCAACUUCUCCGCAAUCAUUUUCCGGUCAAUUUUCCCGCCGUUUCUUCUCCGACCACCGCAAUCUCCGAUCCUCCGACCACCGCAUAAGGAGUAGAAAAUUGUGAACAAUGAGUAACGUGUUCGAGGGAUACGAACGCCACUACUGUGAACUUUCGGCUAAUCUAUCCAAAAAAUGCACUGCGGCUACUGCUCUUAAUGGAGAGCAAAAGAAACAAAAAGUUUCUGAAAUAAAGGCUGGAAUUGAUGAAGCAGAAGCUUUGAUUCGAAAAAUGGACCUUGAGGCAAGAAGUUUGCAGCCAAAUAUCAAGGGUGUACUUCUUGCGAAGUUGCGGGAGUAUAAAUCAGAUCUAAACAACCUUAAAAGUGAAAUUAAGAAAAUUGUAUCUGGAAACUUGAAUCCUUCUGCACGGGAUGAGUUGUUGGAAUCAGGCAUGGCAGAUGCUAUAACAGCAUCAGCUGAUCAGAGAACAAGAUUAAUGACAUCAACUGAGAGAUUGAACAAGACUGGUGAACGCGUUAAGGAUAGUAGGAGAACAAUGCUGGAAACUGAAGAGCUGGGUGUUUCUAUUCUCCAAGAUUUGCAUUCACAGCGACAAUCUCUAUUGCAUGCGCAUAACACGCUUCAUGGAGUGGAUGAUAACAUAGGAAAGAGCAAGAAAAUUAUGACAAACAUGUCAAGAAGAAUGGACAAGAACAAAUGGAUCAUUGGCUGCAUUGUGCUUGUUCUGGUUGUUGCUAUCAUCGUGAUCCUAUACUUCAAACUUGUUAAAUAGCCAAAUAUGCAUAUUUUUCCUCAUAAUGGUUCAUAAAAUAUCACAAGAUUCAAUGAUGUUUUUUUGUUCCCUUUUGUCUUAUUCUGAUUUGUGAGUGGGCAGAAAAGAUGUUUGCAUUGUGCGGUGCUGCAAGCUAACUUGGAUUCUUUCGAGGGAGACAGGCAGCAUUCACUUGAGUCUUAUGCCGGGGUUGUAAUGUAUGAAAUUUGUAUUUUUUGACCUAUUGUUGCAUGAUUUUAAUCAUGAAACCGGAAUUCUUUGUGGCCAUACUGUUUGAAUUUAACCGAUAUUUGCCUCUAA